Lindgomyces ingoldianus is the source of this 1065-nucleotide messenger RNA. RefSeq lists its product as uncharacterized. Gene Ontology annotation, molecular function: metal ion binding. The record is from RefSeq and is a predicted model, not a curated record. The transcript has a single exon. Lineage: Eukaryota; Fungi; Ascomycota; Dothideomycetes; Pleosporales; Lindgomycetaceae. The coding region runs from base 1 to 1065 and encodes 354 amino acids.
AUGGCACAAGGGCCCAAUUUCCGUUCCGGUAGGGUGGGGGCCUCUGGGGAUGCUCGUUUGCGCCGCGACUAUCUGCAGCACAAGUAUUCUCCACGACCCGUGGAAGCUACUCAGCAACGCGAGUCAUCAUCUGAUACCGAUCAAUCAGAUGAGGAAGUUGCACCUGCUUUCAACGCCAAACACGACAAAAUUAACGAUGAAAGGGAGGCCAACCAAAGCCCAGAUGAUAGCGACACCGCUAUAGAAGACAGUGUGGAUGAUUCCGACGUCGACGCCGAAGACAGAGAAGAGGACGGUGAAGGUGAGAUGCCCAAUGAAUCCCUUCUCGUGCUCCCCGAUGGCGAAGGGGAUGGCUUGUUCCUGGGAAACCUGGACGGCUUCACCACGGUCGUCGAGCAUACCUGCAGUAUCUGCAUGGAGAUCCAGGGUAGAACGCGCAAGCUGGAUAAUUGCGGACAUGAGUUCUGUGAGGAGGGCUUGCAUCAACUGCUAUCCAGUGACCAUGCAAUGCGGUUCAAUUGUCCGAGUUGUCGCGAGUGGAUGCUGAAUGUUUCUCGGGAUAAGAUUAUGGUCGAUAGCGAGGUUGAAGACUUCGAGGCCGAAGAGGCCGAAGACGAGGGAGAGGCCCAUGAAGAGAUAGAAGGAGAGUCGCCAGAGGUCGACGGAGAGAUGGAAGAAGGGUCAGAUGAGGAAAUGGAGAAUUGCUCUCAGGAGAACAUUGAGGAAGACGAUGCAGAAGCUACCGAUGUUGGCAGCAUUAAAGAGCCCGAAAUUGGGGAUGAUGCCAUUGGCGACGUCGAUCUAGCUGAAGACCAUAGUGAAGGAAGGGAUCUUCACAGCAGAACUGAGGGGAGGUAUCCUUGUAGCCAUUCCGAUGACGGAUUUGAGGGCCAGGAACCGGAAGUUACUAGCAGUACCAACGACAGAGUCGACGGCGAUAGCGUUGGUGGGGAUUUCUAUCCUGCUGACUGUUCCGGAGAGGACGAAGAGGUUGCCGAACUGGGAGGUGAUUCUGGUUCCGAAUUCGUGUACGAGAGCGAUUCUGUUUCGGAGGAUCAGGCUUAA